Molecule: messenger RNA, 1425 nt
Organism: Alternaria postmessia
Lineage: Eukaryota; Fungi; Ascomycota; Dothideomycetes; Pleosporales; Pleosporaceae
Exons: 2
Coding region: 1-1425 (474 amino acids)
Source: RefSeq, a predicted model, not a curated record
AUGUUUCGGUCACCACUUUUCGCUUGGUCACCACGACCAGAUCAGGAUCAGGACCUCGAGGCCUCUUUAAGGACGCCUGCAACACAGAAUCCGUCGCGGUUCAGCGCAUUCCGAAAUAACGUGAGGGGAAUUGUCAACGGAUCGUCGAUAUACUCGCAGUCGCCGGCCCUCAACAACAAUACCAACAUCAACACACCUAAAACACCAUUUCUAGGCUUCUGGAACCGCCAGCAACAGCCCAACCUCGAUGCCGACACCACACAUCGUGAAUCUCACGAUUCCAGAUCUCCUCUCCAUGCACAUCAUACCGCAGGGUCCUACAUCGGCGCCAUCGCACCACCGCAAGACCACCAGGAACCAACCACUGUCUACUCUGCCCGUCACCCAGCGGACGUCCCGUUGCCUGGAAGCAGUCAUCAGCAAGAUGGUUUUGCAGACCCCGAGAUUCAGCAACUCGCCGAUGAAAUAAACGGCCGCCGACACAAACGCCGGAAGCACCACAAGCGGAGAAAGCACUACCACCACCAUCGCCACCGCACUGAACGAUCUGGAUCAAAUGGAUCAAACGGAUGGGUACGCAGAAGAGAAGAGCGAGGCACACACACCACCGCUGUGUAUAUCCGCGGAUCAGCUGCACGAGGAAAGAUGAUAGCGUGUGUGAUUUCGGGGACGGUUUUAAUUACUAUCCUCGCAAUCUACCUAGCAAUCGCCCUUACAAACCGCUCCCUCGGCCAAGAAAUUCACAUCCUCUUCAUCAUGGUUCUGCUCACCAUCACAAUCUUCUUCUGCCACUCCCUCAUCCGCCUCUGCAUGCUCAUGCUGAAUCCACCUUCGCCUCACGACAGCCACCGCGGAGUCAUGCCCGAUAUGAUGGGAAGUGGGGGCGAGGGCUUCCAACCUAUCGUUCCAAUUCGCGUGCAUCUCAGGCGGGAUGAGGAGGCUGCUGACGGUGGUGUGGAUAGCGAGGCAGCUCUGGCAAACGACGUAGUGAUGGAUGAUGAGAAGGAUAUGCCGCCACCUCCGCCACCGGCGUACGGGCUCUGGCGCAGCAGCGUACGCGUCGACCCCAACUUGUUGCAUUGGCAGCGUGCCGAUGAUGUUGCGCGCGGAAGCGCCAUGUCUACUGCUAUGCGCUCGCGCUCUGGAUCCAUGUCUGGUCCUGCCGUCCUUGCGGCUGCGUCUCUACGUGGAAGCGCUGCGUCCACCAAUGCACCACCCACAUCACAACAGCCAGAAGGUCCCCGCCCACCUUCCUACGUCUCGGAAGAUGGCGUAAGCUACAUUACUGAAGCGCAGCCGAGGAGUACGGUGAAUAUCGGUAGUGGGUUGAGUGAGAUUCAUCCUGCGUGGCGGCCUGGGUAUGCCAUGAGUGAGAUCAGAGGGGGUGAGCUGCCCGCUUCUGCCAUGAACGGAAGCCGUGUAUAA